CGCAGCGGGAAAGACCCCGACUCCCGCGCGGGGUGUGGGCGCGCGCGUGCGCCGCCCGGCGUCCGCGGGGCCGGAGCGAUCCGGGUUCCGGGGGGCGGGCCGGGGAGCGGGCCGGUGCGUCAGCCUCACGCGCCGGGAAGGAAGCCGGCCCCAGGCCCCGGCGGCCGGCGCGGGCGCCGCGGCACGUCCGCAGGCUCCGCUGGGAGGUGGCGGCCGCUGAGAGGCGGGAGAGCCGAGGGCGGGCCGGGGAGGCGGCCCGGAGGUGGGGCGCCGCCGGGGGCCGGCCCGUGCGGGCUUCAUCUGAGGGCGCGCGGCCUGCGCCCGGGUGCUGGGGACGCUGAGGCGCGGGCGACGAGCUGGCGGAGCGGCUAUGGGCCGCGGCCGGGGCUUCCUGAUCGGCCUGCUGGGCGCCGUGUGGCUGCUGGGCGCGGGCCGCGGCGGGCAGCAGCCGCCGGAGACGGCGGCGCAGAGGUGCUUCUGCCAGGUUAGUGGUUACUUGGAUGAUUGUACCUGCGAUGUUGAAACCAUUGAUAAAUUUAAUAACUACAGGCUUUUCCCAAGACUACAAAAACUCCUUGAAAGUGACUACUUUAGAUAUUACAAGGUGAACCUGAAGAGGCCUUGUCCUUUCUGGAAUGACAUCAGCCAGUGUGGAAGGAGGGACUGUGCUGUUAAACCCUGUCAAUCUGAUGAAGUUCCUGAUGGAAUUAAAUCUGCGAGCUACAAGUAUUCUGAAGAAGCGAAUAAUCUCAUUGAGGAGUGUGAGCAGGCUGAGCGGCUCGGAGCAGUGGAUGAAUCCCUGAGUGAGGAGACGCAGAAGGCUGUUCUUCAGUGGACCAAGCAUGAUGACUCUUCAGACAACUUCUGUGAAGCUGAUGACAUACAAUCCCCGGAUGCUGAGUACGUAGAUUUGCUGCUUAAUCCUGAGCGCUACACGGGCUAUAAGGGACCAGAUACUUGGAAGAUAUGGAAUGUCAUCUAUGAAGAAAACUGCUUCAAGCCACAGACAAUUAAAAGGCCUUUGAAUCCUUUGGCUUCUGGUCAAGGAAAAAGUAAAGAGAAUACUUUUUACAGUUGGCUAGAAGGCCUGUGUGUAGAAAAAAGAGCAUUCUACAGACUGAUAUCUGGGCUACAUGCAAGCAUUAAUGUGCAUUUGAGUGCAAGGUAUCUUCUACAAGAUACCUGGUUGGAAAAGAAAUGGGGACACAACAUUACAGAAUUUCAGCAGCGAUUUGAUGGGGUUUUGACCGAGGGAGAAGGCCCGAGAAGGCUGAAGAACCUGUAUUUUCUCUACUUGAUAGAAUUAAGGGCUCUGUCUAAAGUGCUGCCUUUCUUCGAGCGCCCGGAUUUUCAACUUUUCACCGGAAAUAAAAUUCAGGAUGCAGAAAACAAAAAAUUACUUCUGGAAAUCCUUCAUGAAAUCAAGUCAUUUCCUUUGCAUUUUGAUGAGAAUUCCUUUUUUGCUGGGGAUAAAAAAGAAGCUCACAAACUAAAGGGGCAUGCUGUAGACGAGUCCACCUCGGAGCGUGUACGUUGGUCUCCACACCAUGAGGACUUUCGACUACACUUUAGAAAUAUCUCAAGAAUCAUGGAUUGCGUUGGUUGUUUUAAAUGUCGACUCUGGGGAAAGCUUCAGACUCAGGGUUUGGGUACUGCUCUGAAGAUCUUGUUUUCCGAAAAAUUGAUAGCAAAUAUGCCAGAAAGUGGACCCAGUUAUGAAUUCCAGCUAACCAGACAAGAAAUAGUAUCAUUAUUUAAUGCAUUUGGAAGAAUUUCUACGAGUGUGAAAGAAUUAGAAAACUUCAGGAACUUGUUACAAAAUAUUCAUUAAAGAAAAUAAGAUGAAAUGUGCCUGUUUCUGGACAGUGGAGGCCAAAGAGUGGGAUUUCAUUCAGAGGCGUAACAGAAGCGACAGUCUCAAGCCAAACAUUUUAUAUAAAGCUGCUUUUGUAAAAGGAGAAUUCUAUUAAGUAAACAGUUUGUUUUUUAAAAUUGUGCUAAGUCUAUGUAUUAUAUUGUGAGUAAAAGUUAACUUUGAUAAUGUGGUACAAAUUUUCAAGUUUAAUAGCGGAUAAAAGCAGGAUUAUCAAGUGCACAUAAGAUAAAACCAAGUAAAUUAUGUUUUAAGUCUUUCAAACUGAAGUUUUGUGUAAGAAAACAUAAUAUAAAAGUGUGGCAGAUGUGACCAGCCUUCAAUAGGAAAGGAAAUACACAGACGGCUCGAGCUGGGAGGGACUCCCCAUUAACCACCCAGGGCGUUUCAGUACACUCAGUUGCCAGGUUGUGCAAAUAAAAAUACAGAAUAUCCAGUUAGAUUUGAAUUUCAGAAAAACUAGCUUUUUUAAAAAAGCGUGUUGCAUGCAAUAUUUCAAGCUUAUUUAUACUAAAAUUUAUUCAUUGUUUGAAAUUCAGAUUUAACUGAAAGUCCUAUGUUUCAUCUGGCAACCUGAAAAUGUAUUGGUAUAAAAAAUGUCACUUUUAGGAUUCUACUGCUACUUAUUUUGGGUUGUUUUGGUGGUAGAAAGGUACAGUGAUCACAGGAGAUUUCUAAAGUUGUGAAAAAUUAACAGAUUAUAUAUUCUCAAGAUGCUGACCCUAAUCCUGAAUACAAUUUUGAGGAGACUUUAUUUUUAUAUAAUUUCAAAUUUACAGAAAUAUUUCAACAACAGGACAAAUAACUUUUGCCGACAGUCAGCAAGUUUGCUUUAUCCAUUCUGCUCUUUGGAUUUAUAUACACACAUACCAUUUUUCCCUCAGUCAUUUAGAAGUCUGUUCCAGGAUCAUGCCCCUUUAACCAUAAAACCUUCAGUGUAUAAAAGUGAGUAAUUUUCUAGAAAUGAUUUUCUCAGAAAAAAAAAACUUACAAUAAGCCUUAGAAUAAAGAAUCGUGUCAAGCUCCAACCUAAAGUUCUUGCGUUUUGUCGCUGUCUUUAUGCUUGAUCUGACACAGUGAUGAUUUUAGUUUUUUAUACACAAAGCUCAUUUUCCUUGCCUCCCUAAAGCUGCACUGUAACUCUGGGAGGUUUUCAUCAAUGAAAACUCUUUAUUGAUAAAAAUAUUUGAAGAGGUUUAGGAAUUAAUAUCACAAGUGAUUGUAAGGAAAAAGAAACUGUAUACCUCAAACUCAGUGUGCCCUCUGUGUGUGUGUCUUAGCAGGUGUGACACACUGAAAUGUCCCCUCGUUAGUAAAGCAGGGCUUGUGGAUGUAAUGUGUGCAAGUGUCAGUGUACACUUCUGUAUACUUCUCUGUGUCCCUCGUGGCCAGGAUCCAGUACAUCUUUGUUGGCCGUGAGUGAUGGACAUGCAUUCAGUGUACUUGAAGGGAAUCAUCAAAGGGCCUGUUUAACAGUGGGUGUCCUCUUUUCCUUUCCCCCUCAUUUGCUCUUGAGUAGGGCAGGAAAAAAAAAUAAAAGACAUGAACUCACUAAUUUAAACCAGUCGUCCUGGAGACUCAGAGGACUUGACGUGAUGGCCUUCUCUGAAAGUUUAAGGAUGCUUUCUGGAUUCUGAAAUACGGAAGAUGGAUGUAGAUGGCAACAUUAUGCAGAUACCUCGCUCACUCUCAUUUUAUGCCAUCCUCUCUCUCUCUCUUUUUUUAAAUAGCCAAUCAUUUUGAAAGAAUAUGCCUUUCACUUUGUCACCUCCCGCUUGCUCCAUAACUAAAAUCUGGUAUUUAAAGGUUUUCCCAUCACCUUUCUGUUACAUCGUUGUCUUACCAUCUCCAUUGCUGUUCCGGGAAGUGCUACACAGACCUGUCUACUUAGAACCAGCCUAUCUCCCUGCUGCCAUUGCACGGUAUUACCAGAAGCCCUCUGAAAACAUGACUCCCUCCUUAACACCGCUCUGUGACCUCCUGAACUUUCAGGAGAAAGCCAGACUCCUUUGCUUCCUGUACAAAUUCUUCUCAAAUGUCUUCCCCAUCCAGUGUUCUGAGAAAACAGGCUUAAGAGUUCUCCAGUGCCCCCAGAUGGUCAGGCCUCACACCUCGGUGAAUGCGGAUUCUUUGCAUCAAGUGCCGUAACCAUGUUGCUGCCAGGAAAAUUCCAGACAUGCUUGCAAGCCCAGCGGAAACAUCUCCACCGUGAAAUCGUACCUUCCUCUUCUCCGUCACCACUGUAAUUACAGCCUACCUCUACUGUAUCACUUACUGUACUGUAUUUGUGUUUCAAAGUCUCCUUUACUAGAAUGUGAGCUCCUUAAGGGCAGGAAAAGGAACUGUUCACCUGGGCAUCUCCAUGGGACAGCUGUUGGUAUAUGGACAUUUAAUAAAUGUUUGUUAAAUAAA
Molecule: messenger RNA, 4285 nt
Organism: Oryctolagus cuniculus (rabbit)
Lineage: Eukaryota; Metazoa; Chordata; Mammalia; Lagomorpha; Leporidae
Gene: ERO1A
Product: endoplasmic reticulum oxidoreductase 1 alpha
Biological process (GO): protein folding in endoplasmic reticulum
Cellular component (GO): endoplasmic reticulum; endoplasmic reticulum membrane
Molecular function (GO): FAD binding; thiol oxidase activity; protein-disulfide reductase activity
Source: RefSeq, a predicted model, not a curated record